UUAACAGAUUGAAUGCAGCUCAGCUACAAUAACAGACAUGAAACAGUCAUAACAUAACAAACAAACUAGUGAUGAAUUAGUUUAAGGUUGAUCCUCUCGGGAAGGCAGCGGACAUGGCUGCUGGCGUCUUUCUCUUCGUUGCAGUGAACCUCGCCUGCUUAUCUGUCAGUGGGAACUUGGUCUCAGGAGAAAGAUCGUUCUCUAUCGACUACAAAAACAACUGUUUCCUCAAAGAUGGGAAGCCUUUCCAGUACAUCUCAGGCAGUAUUCACUACUCCAGAAUCCCGCGGUACUACUGGAAGGACCGGCUCACAAAGAUGUACAUGACUGGACUCAAUGCUGUCCAAGUGUAUGUGCCCUGGAACUUCCAUGAAACGGUCCAGGGGGUCCAGAACUUCACGGGGGACCGAGACCUGGAGCACUUUCUGGAUCUGGCCAAUCAGACAGGUCUGCUGGUCAUCCUGCGUCCAGGACCGUACAUCUGUGCAGAGUGGGAAAUGGGUGGAUUGCCAGCGUGGCUCCUUCAGAAACCAAACAUCGUACUUCGCUCAGCUGAUGCAGAUUAUGUCCAGGCAGUCAGCAACUGGCUUGCUGUUCUUCUGCCCAAAAUGAAGCCUUGGCUGUAUGUCAACGGGGGCAACAUCAUCACUGUGCAGGUGGAGAAUGAAUAUGGAAGUUACUUCGCUUGUGACUACAACUACAUGCGCCACCUGCGGACUCUGUUCCGCUUCUUUCUGGGUGAAGACACAGUCCUGUUCACCACCGACGGCAACACAGACAAGGAAAUGAAAUGCGGGUCUCUGCAGGGUUUAUACGCCACAAUUGACUUUGGCACAGACACCAACAUAACGAAAGCCUUUAAACGGCAAAGAAAGUACGAACCUCAAGGGCCGCUGGUGAACUCUGAGUUCUACACUGGCUGGUUGGACCACUGGGGGGAUCAGCAUGCUGUGGUUGAUGCUCUGAAUGUCAGCAGAGUGCUGGGAGAAAUGCUAACCAUGGGGGCCAACGUCAACAUGUACAUGUUUGAAGGAGGCACUAACUUUGGCUACUGGAAUGGUGCCGAUCAUGACACGAGGUUCCGCUCAGUAGUGACGAGUUAUGAUUACGACGCCCCGCUGUCUGAGGCUGGAGACCCCACAGAGAAGCUGUUGGCCAUCAGAGAUGUCAUUAAGCAGUUUAAAGAUAUUCCCUCCGGCCCCAUGCCACCAGCAACUCCCAAGUUUGCCUACGGCUUUGUGAACCUGAAAAAGGUUGGUAACAUGAGCGACCUGUUGAACACCCUGUCCCCCCUCGGGCCAGUGAAGUCCCAGUACCCUCUGACGUUUGAAGAGAUGAAACAGUACUAUGGAUACAUGCUGUAUCGCACCACGCUGCCCCGGGACCUCUCCGAGCCCACGCCACUUAUCUCUCCACUGAAUGGGGUUCAUGACCGUGCAUAUGUGUCCGUCAAUGGGGUGUUCCAGGGUCUGUUGCAGAGAGACACGGUGCUGGUGAUGAACAUCAGUGGACGGCAGGGGGACACUGUGGACGUCCUGGUUGAGAACAUGGGCAGGGUGAACUUUGGCAGCAAGAUCAAUGACUACAAGGGCCUCCUGAGCAACCUGUUUGUGGGUAAAGACGUGCUGAGCGACUGGAGGAUCUACCCUCUGGACAUCGAUGGAGCCAUCUCUGGUGGAUGGCCUCACUCAGACGGCCAAGGCUCCUUCCCUGCCCCGCAGAAAGAGCCUUCACUGGGACCAGUGUUCUACAUGGGGACCCUGCAGCCCAACGGCCUUGCCUGGGACACGUUUCUCAAGCUCAAUGACUGGACAAAGGGUCAGGUUUGGAUUAACGGGAUGAAUCUGGGACGAUACUGGGGACACAGGGGCCCUCAACAGACUCUUUAUGUCCCCGGACCCCUGCUCAGCACCACCAUGCCCAACAACAUCACAGUGCUGGAGCUGGAGAACGCCCCAGCACACCAACGGGUUCUCUUCAUGGACCGGCCUCAGCUUAACGUCGUUGGGAAGUCUUAACAGAGCACACUGAGUUUUAAAUCACAUCCACCUGUAGGAAUACUACACCUCAAUAAUCUGUAUAAAACAGGUCUAUUCACCGGAUCAAGGUUUUUUCUGCAUUAUUUCUGUGACGGCUUUAUUCAUUUGUAUAUACAGGAUCAUCUCAAUACAUUAGAAUAUGAUGGAAAAGUAAAUUUCCAGUAGUUGAAGUUAAACAGCCCCAACCAAGUAUUAAGUCAUAUAGAUGGACAUACUUUUCAGAGGCCAACAUUUACAUAUUGAACAUACUUUUUUUAAAUUGGUAUUUUGUAAUAUUAAUUUUUUUUAGACACUGAUUUUAAGCCUUCUGUAAGCCAUAAUCAUUAUAAUUAGAAGUAAUUAAAUAAAUGAAGGCAUGGAAUGUUUCAUUCUGCGUGUAAUGGAUCUAUAUAAUGUGUUAAUUCCACUUUUUGAAUUGAAUUACAAACAUAAACUUUUCUACGAUAUUCUAGUUUAUUGAGAUGCAAAUGUAUCAUUUGUAGCCAAUCACUUCCACUUAAAGUCAUUAAGGUUUUUCCACGCCUGUGAAAAAAAAUGACAGCUAUAUGCAAACAUUACAGUUUUUUUUUAUUGCAUUUGCUUCUAUACAUUUUUCAUUUGCAAAUACUGUGAAUAAAUUAUACGUUUAAUACAUCA
Molecule: messenger RNA, 2675 nt
Organism: Centropristis striata (black sea bass)
Lineage: Eukaryota; Metazoa; Chordata; Actinopteri; Perciformes; Serranidae
Gene: glb1l
Product: galactosidase, beta 1-like
Exons: 16
Coding region: 114-2018 (634 amino acids)
Biological process (GO): carbohydrate metabolic process
Cellular component (GO): vacuole
Molecular function (GO): beta-galactosidase activity
Source: RefSeq, a predicted model, not a curated record